Molecule: messenger RNA, 1055 nt
Organism: Micropterus salmoides (largemouth bass)
Lineage: Eukaryota; Metazoa; Chordata; Actinopteri; Centrarchiformes; Centrarchidae
Gene: rmdn1
Product: regulator of microtubule dynamics 1
Exons: 10
Coding region: 66-989 (307 amino acids)
Cellular component (GO): cytoplasm; spindle microtubule; mitotic spindle pole
Molecular function (GO): microtubule binding
Source: RefSeq, a predicted model, not a curated record
UAUCAUUGAGUGUUUGGGCUCUAGUCGAAGUAGACUGUUGACAGUGUGGUUUGGCCUCUUACAUAAUGGCUGGAACAGUUUUAACUCGGUGUGUGAGCAGGACUUUACUCUCAGUAUCUGGUGCAAAAAACAUCCUAAUCAGGGGGACCAACCGGCGUUACUGGACAGCUUCAAGAAGGACGGCCACUGAGCUGAUUAGGGGAAGAGCUACAUUCCUCCUGGGCCUCCCCACACUUUCCUGCCUGGUUUACAAAGCUUAUCAUAGGGUGCAGAGUUCACCCGUGGUCCACGCUCUAGAAAAAGAGGAGGUUUUGGAGCAGGCUGACUACCUGUAUAGCUGUGCAGAGACAGAGAAGCUGUACCACCUGCUGCUGCGGUACAAGGACAGUGAUGAUGCAGAGUGCCUGUGGAGGCUGGCUCGGGCGUCUCGUGACCUGGCCCUCAUGACCAACUUGGAGGCCAGACGGAAAAAGGAGCUGGUUUAUGAGGGCUUAGAAUAUGCAAAGAAGGCCCUGGAAAAAGAUGAGAAGUGUUUUGCAGCGCACAAAUGGUAUGCAGUAUGUCUCAGUGAUGCUGGAGAAUACGAGGGAGUCAAGGUGAAAAUUGGGAAUUCAUACAUCAUCAGGGAACAUCUAGAGAGAGCCAUCCAGCUCAAUCCCAAGGAUGCCACUUCCAUACAUAUUUUGGGUUACUGGUGCUUUGCUUUUGCUGAGCUGCCAUGGUAUCAACGCAAAGUGGCGGCUGCAAUUUUUUCAUCACCACCUACGUCCACAUAUGAGGAGGCUUUGGAAUUCUUCCUGAAAGCCGAAGAAGUUGAUCCAAACUUCUACAGUACAAACCUGCUAAUGCUCGGGAAGACCUACAUGGCCAUGAAAGACAAACAGAAUGCACUUCUUUGGCUAACCAAAGCAAAAGAGUACCCUGCUCACACACUGGAAGACAAAGAGGUCCAUAAAGAAGCUGUUGACCUCUUGAAGAAGCUAGGAUAAAGCGGUCAUCACCAUUGAGUUGAAUGUGACGCCUUUGAUAUAUUAGGGUGUGUUAAUUAUCGCUAA